AUGCGCGUUCUUGGUUUUCUGGCGCCUGUGGUGGCUGUUCUUUUCGCGGGUGUGAUCGCACAGACUGAUCCGCUGCAAGUCCUUGCCCAGAUCCCCGCGUGCACUCAAGAAUGCGGUGUCAAAGUGCUCAUACCAGCGAAUUGCCCAUUGACGGACCUGGCGAACUGUCUCUGCACGAAUACCACUUUACAGUCGACAUUUGCUCUCUGCGUAGUGGGAUCAUGCGGUCUCGCCGACCAAGCCAAAUCUUCAACCCUCAUGCAGACUGAGAUUUGCAAUGGCGUACCGAAAGAAUCGCGAAGCAGAGAGAUUAUACGGGACGUUAUCAUCAUCUCCGCCUUCACCUUCGUGAUAAUCGGACUGCGGUUCUACUCGCGCGCUCUCGUAACGAGCCAAUUGUGGUGGGAUGACUGGACCAUCGCAUUUGCAGCUAUCAUCAUGAUUCCCAUGACUGUCAUCCCGAUAUUCAACGCCACCCGCGGGUUCGGCGAGCAUUUCUGGGACGUCCCUCCCCAAAACCUCGAGCUCCUCGAAAAGCUCUACUACAUCUCCCAAAUCCUCUACGUCGUCGUCCAAGCCCUCGCCAAAUUCUCCAUCCUCUUCCUCUUCCUCCGCGUCUUCCCAACCCAAAAAUUCCGUCUCGUCGUCAGAAUCUGCAUAGCCUGGAUGAUCUGCCACACCGUCGCCUUCGGACUAGUGGUGACCCUCCAAUGCGUGCCCGUGCAAUCGGUGUGGGACCACUCGAUCAAGGGGCGGUGCACGAACUCGCAGGCGUUUGUGUAUGCGGCGGCGGGGUUUAGUAUCUUUGAGGACUUUGUGAUUAUGUUGUUGCCGAUUUGGGAGUUGAAGGAUUUGAGUCUGAAUACGAAGAAGAAGUUUGCGUUGAUGUUUUUGUUUGCUUUGGGGUCUUUCGCUUGCAUCACCAGCAUGAUCCGCCUCAAAUACCUCGUCGCCUACGGAACCUCCGUCGACGUAACGUACGGCGCCGUCGACGUAAUCCUCUGGUCCGUACUCGAAGACUACGUCGCCGUAAUCUGCGCCUCCCUAAUGUGUCUGCGCCCCCUAAUCGUGCGGUGCUUCCCCUCCCUCUUCCCCACCAGCAACGCCGAGAGCAAGAACACCCAAAGCGGGUGGGGCGCUGCGCGGAACUCCAAGCUGGCGAGUAAACUGGGGGUGGCGAGCAAUAAGGGGUAUGAACUCAAGAGCGAGGAUGGCGAUGCGAAGGGCGGAGGGGGGGGGAUUAGGGUGCAGAAGGCUUGGGCGACGAAGACGAGUAGUGUGGGGGAUGUGGAGGAGGAGUCGGAGGGGGGGGAGAGUUAUAAGAUGGAGGGAGGGAGGGGGAGUGAGGAGGUUUGGCAGGCGAGGAGGGGUUGA
Pseudogymnoascus verrucosus is the source of this 1374-nucleotide messenger RNA. RefSeq lists its product as uncharacterized. The record is from RefSeq and is a predicted model, not a curated record. Lineage: Eukaryota; Fungi; Ascomycota; Leotiomycetes; Thelebolales; Thelebolaceae. The coding region runs from base 1 to 1374 and encodes 457 amino acids. The transcript is spliced from 8 exons.